AUGAACAGGAGCCGUCCAAGAUCAAGAGAAGAUCAACAUAUAUACUACGUCGAAGCCGCUCUGUCGGGACAAGGACAGCAUCUGGCAAACCAGGCCCAGCAUCUCGUUGAUUCAAUCCCAGCCGAGCGCGGGAUGGCUCCACCGCCCCCUCCCUUUCCGGGGACUGGUUUCAAUGCAGAAUUGUUUGCCAACUCGUCUGAAUUCGCAGUGGACAACACUAUACACUUGGACUGGGAGAAUAUUGACCGCAAGUCUACCGGAACUUCUGUCAUUGACAUCAGCUCGGUGUACGAUGACUCGGGCCGAUCAUUCCAUGGAUACAAGUCUGGCAAGUAUUUCUUCCCUAAUGAUCCAACGGAGCAAGACCGGCUGGACCUGCAGCAUGCCGGUCUCCUCCUGUUGCUGAACGGCAAACUAGGCAAUGCUCCCGUCAAAGACCCCAAAUUCGUUUUGGACCUGGCGACAGGAACUGGCAUCUGGGCCAUGGAAUACGCCCAGCAACACCCCGACGCGCAGGUCAUCGGGACCGACCUCAGCGACAUCCAACCAAAGUUCCAGCUGCCCAACUGUUCAUUCAUGGUAGACGAUGCCGAGGAUGAAUGGCUGUUCGGGUCUUCCGACGAGCCCAUCAAGUUCGACUAUAUUCACCUUCGCUUUGUGUUUAGCUGCUUCGACGAACCACGCAAAGUCGUGAGCCAGGCUUUCAAGAACUUGCAGCCAGGAGGCUGGAUGGAGUAUCUCGAGUCUUCGAUGGAGUUCCAUAGUAUCGACAACAACAUCGAGGGAACCGCACUCAAGCAAUGGGCAGAAUUAUCAUACCAGGGAUUGGCGAAAAAGGGCCGGGAUGCUAGGGUUGCAAAGAAUUACGCACAAUGGAUGCGGGAUGAGGGAUUCGUUGAUGUCCAUGAGGAGAUUCUCAUCUGUCCCGGUAACCACUGGCCUGAAGACCGCAGGCUGAAACGCUGUGGGAGAUACAUGCUAGCCAAUUGUCACCAAGGAUUCCGUGGCAACGCGUGGAAGCUGUUUAAAGAGUGUGGUCUUGCGUCGGACGAGAUCGAGACGCUCGUGUCGGAUGCGAAGAACGACGCGGCUAACCGAAAAUAUCGCUGGUUCUGGCCUGUAUACGUAGUAUAUGGCAGGAGGCCUUUCGAAUGGGAAGUCGCCACUUCAUCCACUGGCUCCCAAACUGAGACUAUGAUGAGCAACAUACAUUACUCUUAG
Messenger RNA from Neoarthrinium moseri, 1221 nucleotides. RefSeq lists its product as uncharacterized. The transcript is spliced from 6 exons. Lineage: Eukaryota; Fungi; Ascomycota; Sordariomycetes; Amphisphaeriales; Apiosporaceae. The coding region runs from base 1 to 1221 and encodes 406 amino acids. Gene Ontology annotation, molecular function: methyltransferase activity. The record is from RefSeq and is a predicted model, not a curated record.